Messenger RNA from Erythranthe guttata (spotted monkey flower), 890 nucleotides. RefSeq names its product ATP-dependent Clp protease ATP-binding subunit. Lineage: Eukaryota; Viridiplantae; Streptophyta; Magnoliopsida; Lamiales; Phrymaceae. The record is from RefSeq and is a predicted model, not a curated record.
AUAUAUAACACUGGCAGGAAAUCAUUUACACAUAAACUGCAAGACCAAAUAAUAUGGUUUGCCAGAUUCACAGUCUGAAUAAUCAUCCUCAACUUAUACAUAAAAGAACAUGUUUUUCAUUCCGACCAAAUCCCGUACUCCUCAGAACAACCCUUUUCUCCGCACGCAACAAUCUUAACAGCGACGAACAAGUUUCAACCGCCACGGUCAAGCAAACACAAAUCCAGAAAUCAGACAUAUACAACGUUAGGUUCAAAACUCUAAGCGCCUGCAAACUCGGUAUUUCGAGGUACCCCGAUUUCGAUUACAAUGCCGAAGGGGGCGUGGGGUCCGCCACAGCAACAAGAAUAUCCAAAACAGAUUCCGACGACGAAUUCUCCGUUGUUUUCGACGUAAAUGAACUGUAUAUUCCGCCACUGUCAAGUGCCACAACUAAGUUCUUAGGGCUACCAUUGCCACCUUUCUUGAAAAUCGACAUUGUCCCAGAAUCCUUCCAAGGCAAAAUCAACCAACAAUCCGGCAAGGUUGAUCUGAAGUUCAGGGCAAGAUUCUGCUUCUCGUUCGGAAGCAUCUACAAAGCUCCGCCGCUACUUGUGGAGACGAUUUUAACAUCGGAAGAAUCAAAAGGAAAAAUUAGAGGAGGAAAAGGAGAGAGAUUGGAUAAAAAUGGAUUAUGCAGACUUGUUGGGGUUGCCACAGUUGAUCCAAUUAAUGAUGUUUUUAUGGACACAUUCCUUAGCCUUCCUACAGAAUGCCUCGCUGUUAUGAGUGCCGUUAUCUCGUUUUCAACCACUGCUUAAAUAGUUGAAUAGACACAUUAGAUAUGUCCGAAUGAAUAAACGAUAUACUGAUCGAUUGAUGUAUUUGAUGUUUCAAGAAUUCGUACAAAA